Molecule: messenger RNA, 1484 nt
Organism: Vigna umbellata (rice bean)
Lineage: Eukaryota; Viridiplantae; Streptophyta; Magnoliopsida; Fabales; Fabaceae
Source: RefSeq, a predicted model, not a curated record
GUAAAGUUCCAAACCUUCACCAACCUUUUCACUCAAUUAUUUGGGUGUAAGCAAUUCCUGUAUUCUACAUGUGUUAGUUGAGAACCAAAAACCACUUUAUGUGACUCAAUCCAACAACCACUUGCAUUGUCAUUUGCCACCAACCCCCAUACCCUCUCCUCACAAAACCCCUCUCAUUGCAUACAUUGACAAAAAACAAAAACAACCUCAUUUCAAAGAGACAGACCCUUCACAGAAUAAGAUCCAGGAACUGAGUGCAGAGCGCAAGGUGUACGGCUUUAAGGAAGAUUGAAAUGGCCCAGGUGAGCAGAGUGCACAAUCUUGCUCAAAGCACUCAAAUUUUCGGUCAUUCUUCCAAUCCCAACAAACCCAAAUUGGUGAAUUCAGUUUCGUUGAGGCCACGCCUUUGGGGGUCCUCAAAAUCUCGGAGUCUCAUUCAUAAAAAUGGAAGCGUUGUGGGAAAUUGCAAUGUGGGUAUGAGAAAUUCCGGCGUGUUUAAGGUUUCUGCCUCUGUCGCCGCCACGGAGAAGCCGUCGACGGCGCCGGAGAUUGUUUUGGAACCCAUUAAGGAAAUCUCGGGUGCCAUCACAUUGCCAGGGUCUAAGUCUCUGUCCAAUCGAAUUCUGCUUCUGGCUGCUCUAUCUGAGGGAACAACUGUUGUAGACAACUUGUUGUAUAGCGAGGAUAUUCAUUACAUGCUUGGUGCAUUAAGGACCCUCGGACUACGUGUGGAAGAUGACAAAACAACCAAGCAAGCAAUUGUGGAAGGCUGUGGGGGAUUGUUUCCCACUGCUGGAGAAUCUAAAGAUAAAAUCAAUUUAUUCCUUGGUAAUGCUGGUACUGCAAUGCGUCCUUUGACAGCAGCUGUUGUUGCAGCUGGUGGAAAUGCAAGCUAUGUACUUGAUGGAGUGCCUAGAAUGAGAGAGAGGCCAAUUGGUGAUUUGGUUGCUGGUCUGAAGCAGCUUGGUGCAGAUGUUGAUUGCGUCCUUGGCACAAACUGUCCGCCUGUUCAUGUGAAUGGGAAGGGGGGACUUCCUGGUGGUAAGGUGAAACUGUCUGGAUCAGUUAGCAGUCAAUACUUGACUGCUUUGCUUAUGGCAGCUCCUUUAGCUCUUGGAAACGUGGAAAUUGAGAUUGUUGAUAAACUGAUUUCUGUUCCAUAUGUUGAUAUGACUCUUAAGUUGAUGGAGCGGUUUGGAGUUUAUGUCGAACACAGUGGUAAUUGGGACAGGUUCUUGGUCCAUGGAGGUCAAAAGUACAAGUCUCCGGGCAAUGCUUUUGUUGAAGGUGAUGCUUCAAGUGCCAGUUACUUCCUAGCUGGUGCAGCAAUCACUGGGGGGACUAUGACUGUUGAGGGCUGUGGCACAAGCAGUUUACAGGUAUUCAUGGUGUUUUCUUAUUUUAUGGCUUUUAUUGUACCAUUCCUAAUUCAAUGCAUGUCUUUUAUUGUCCUUACUCCCAAAAACUAGAUAGUUGUAUCCUCA